Molecule: messenger RNA, 428 nt
Organism: Culex quinquefasciatus (southern house mosquito)
Lineage: Eukaryota; Metazoa; Arthropoda; Insecta; Diptera; Culicidae
Product: 40S ribosomal protein S20
Biological process (GO): translation
Cellular component (GO): ribosome; cytosolic small ribosomal subunit
Molecular function (GO): structural constituent of ribosome
Source: RefSeq, a predicted model, not a curated record
CCGUUCGAUUAUCUCGACCAGGACAAGUGAGAAUCCAUGAAAAUCGUGCAAAAUGGCCGCCACUAGAAAGGACAUCGAAAAGGUCGCGACCCUUCACCGGAACCGCGUCACGCUGACCUUGCGCAAUGUCCGCAGCCUGGAGAAGGUGUGCGCUGACCUGAUCAGCGGCGCCAAGAAGCAGAAGCUGCACGUUAAGGGCUCGGUUCGCAUGCCGACCAAGAUCCUGCGUAUUACGACGCCUUGCGGUGAUGGUUCCAAAGAUCGCUUCCAGAUGCGCCUGCACAAGCGUAUCAUCGAUCUGCACUCGCCGUCCGAGAUCGUCAAGCAGAUAACCUCGAUCAACAUCAAGCCCGGUGUAGAGGUCAAGGUCACCAUCGCCGACCCUUAAGCUGGAUAGUUCCACCACAAUCCGGAAUGUGAAGCAGAUU